AGACAGAGCCGCCGAGCUGUGGAAACCGCCAAGCGUUGUCCUCAGCGAGCGCGACAGUGACGACCGUGCGCAUCUCAGAAUGAAGCCAGCAGCCACCUAUAGAUUGACGCACUGCGAACGCACCGGUCGGCACAGCGAGCGUAUUUUUCUCUCACAACAAAUCAGCCAAUAAUUUCUGUCAUGACUUAUCAGCCAAACAAACAAGACGAUGUCGUCAGGGACGUCAUCCAUCGAUCCUCCGAGGUGUGGUGCAGCCGAUCGGUUCUCGCGACAUGUCAUGCCAUGCCUCGUUCGCGACGACACACCGAGGAAACCGGCGCCUGGUGACAAGACAAAAAGGCCCCUCCGAUCCUGUCCCAGGGUAGGAUGACUGGACUACUUAUAUAGUACUAGCACACCCGGCCAGCUGCUCUGCUCUGCUCUGCUUGCUUGGCGUCGUUCACGUCUCGUGGACUUGGUGGUCUUGUUCUCCCUUACAUUUGGGCGCGCGCCGGAGAGGAAUUGAAGUGGCAUGGGGGUGGUGCACCGCGCGAAGCCGGCGAUGGCCAUGGUGGCGGUGGAGUUCGUGUUCUCGGCGCUGCAGAUCUUCAUCAAGCUGGCGCUGGACGACGGCAUGGACGUCCGCGUCCUCGUCGCCUACCGCCUCAUGUUCGCCACCGCCUUCCUCUGCCCGCUCGCCUUCCUCCUCGAGAGGAAGAAACGGCCACCACUCACCAUGAAGGUGGUGCUAGGGUUGUUCCUGUGUGGUCUUUUUGGAAUCGCAAUAAACCAGAACUUGCUAGUGCUUGCCAUGAAGCUGACGAACUCCACGACCAUCGUCACAGCUCUCAGCAACCUCACUCCUCAGUCCACAUUCAUCGUCGCAAUCUUGACCAGGCAGGAGAUGGUGAAGCUUGGCAAGGCCAGUGGGCGAGCGAAGCUGGCGGGCACGCUGGUCGGCCUCGGCGGCGCGAUGCUGGUCACCUUCUACAGGGGCCCCGAGAUCGGGUUCAUGCACCGCCUCGCGCUCACGGCCGGCGGGCUCAGAGACGCCCACGCCCAGCACGGCGGCGGCGGCGGCCAUGCUGGGACGACGACGACCGCCGCGCGGAUCGUCGGCUCGUUCCUCGCCAUCACCAGCUGCUUCAGCUACGCCAUCUGGCUGUCCAUCCAGGCCAAAGUCGGGGAGGUGUUCCCGUGCCACUACUCCAUCGCCGCGCUGGUGUGCCUCUCCGGCGCCGUCCAGUCGGCGCUGCUCGCGCUCUGCUUCCGCAGGGACUCGCCGCACUGGCGGCUCGGCCUCGACGUCAGGCUCUACUCGUCCGCCUACGCGGGCGUCGUGGCGUCCGGCUUGGCGUUCCCGCUCAUGUCGUGGUGCCUGCGGAAGCGGGGGCCGCUCUACGUGGCCAUGUUCGGCCCGCUCAUCAUCGUCUUCGUCGCCGUGCUCAGCUCCAUCUUCCUCGACGAGACACUGCACCUCGGCAUGUACGCGAUGCCCCUGUGAAUGUGAUCCUGCUUGCUUGCUGCUGUGCCUCGGCUUUACUUGGCUUUCUCCCGCCGCCUCUGCAGCGUGCUCGGCGCGGUGCUGAUCGUGGCUGGGCUGUACAUGGUGCUCUGGGGCAAAGCGAGAGAAGCACAGGAGAAGGAAGCUGCUGCUGCUGCACCUGCUCCUGUUCGUGCUGUGCCUGUGCCCACGGAUGAAGAGCUGGGCAAGGAAUCCACGGCUCCUCCUGCUGCUGCCGCCGCCAAUGGUGAAACAAAAUGACGAGACUUGAUCGUCUUGAUUAUGGCCUAUAUGCUCAAAGCCAACUUUGCUGAUCGACGGGCGGCACGAUGGCAGUGGACUCCAAUGUUGACUCUUCGUUCUGAAUAACAUUUUUGGUGAAAGAGAGACUCUGCCAGUAAAGCUCGUAUAUGAUCGGUUACGGGCGCAAAAUUUGACCCAAAUGUUUCGAAUCUCAAUAUUUAUUUAACCUUGACCGAGGUCAUCUGUUCAAAUUAUGAAUCAGUUAUGUUUUGAUCUGUAAAAUUAUUUUGCUAGAUCUCAAAGCAAAGCAAAGCAAAGGUUGAUGACCUCAUGACCCACCGUAGUUAUUGGCAGUCGAAUUGUUUUGCAACCUUGUAAAGAGUUUUGUUCCGGUGGUCCUCAAAAGAUUUGCACGGAUA
Molecule: messenger RNA, 2145 nt
Organism: Sorghum bicolor (sorghum)
Lineage: Eukaryota; Viridiplantae; Streptophyta; Magnoliopsida; Poales; Poaceae
Product: WAT1-related protein At1g68170
Exons: 5
Coding region: 512-1483 (323 amino acids)
Cellular component (GO): plasma membrane
Molecular function (GO): transmembrane transporter activity
Source: RefSeq, a predicted model, not a curated record